GAGAUAUUUCUGUCGGCCAUCUUAGAACGUGGCAACCACCUGGAUUUCCAGAUUUAAACAAGAUCCUUUUGGAUGGGCUGACAUGGCAGAAAGAAGACCAGCGAAGCUGCAAGUUCUUCUAAGUCCCAAUGACACCAGGAAGCUGGUUCUGCCUGAUGGAAUUCCAGAGACAAUGGUGCAGCUCUUGGAUGAAGUCAGGACAGUGUGUGGGUUAAAUGGGAAUUUCAGACUGCAGUACCAAGACAGAGAUUUUGGAGAUGCACUAGUAAACUUGACAUCUACAGCUGAACUCGAGGAUUUCGCAACUGUCAAGGUCAUCCCAAUAAUUGAUGAUGCCAGCCAAGAAAUUACUCUCACUUUCUGUGACGAUGUUGUGUCUACACAAACAGAUGACACAGAGCUCCUGUCCUCACCCUCCAGCUCUGGCUCUGCAAGAACUCAGAUGUGGCCAAGAGAGUUUCCCAUCCCAACAUUUGCCUAUGACACUGAAUUGCAGUUAGAAAAGGGAAAUACGGUGUACAGGUCAAACAUGACUAGGUUGACACUACGUCCAAAAGUGAUGUCAGAUAUUCUGGAAAAGGUAGCUGAAGAGAUCUACAAGUACAAAGGCUACCCAACAGAUGCUGACUUCAGUGAUGUUGCCGAAGCACUAAUCAGGAAGCAUCCAUGCCUCUCUGAACCUGGUUCAUACAAUGGUUGCUACGGGUGGAAGCAGCGACUGAAGACAAAAAUGGGCAACUACCGAACUCAGCUAAGGCUCAUCGGGUGUUCUGAACUACUUGCAAAUUCACUGAAGUCCAAAGCUCCAGGGGAUGCUUUGCCAGCAAAAAACAUUAAGCGACCUAGGAGGGGAGAGUGCGGAAGCGAAACAAUUAUGCAGUGA
This is a messenger RNA of Cheilinus undulatus (humphead wrasse), 883 nucleotides long. RefSeq lists its product as uncharacterized. NCBI's taxonomy places the organism in Eukaryota, Metazoa, Chordata, Actinopteri, Labriformes, Labridae. Bases 83 to 883 code for a protein of 266 amino acids. The transcript is spliced from 3 exons. The record is from RefSeq and is a predicted model, not a curated record.